Messenger RNA from Pezoporus flaviventris, 3332 nucleotides. RefSeq names its product coiled-coil domain containing 66 (gene CCDC66). Gene Ontology annotation, biological process: cilium assembly. Bases 175 to 2955 code for a protein of 926 amino acids. Gene Ontology annotation, molecular function: microtubule binding. The record is from RefSeq and is a predicted model, not a curated record. Gene Ontology annotation, cellular component: cilium; microtubule. The transcript has 19 exons. Lineage: Eukaryota; Metazoa; Chordata; Aves; Psittaciformes; Psittacidae.
GGCUGCGGCGGGCCCCGCAGUGUACGAGGAAUCCAUUGGCGAGGUUGCCGCUCCGCGGGAAGCCUAUCGGCUCCCGGUUCCUUGCUCGGGGCUGGCAACAGCAGUACACAGGGGAGAGAGGGCGGUACGCCGCCGUCCCGCGCGGCCCCUCAGCCUCCGCUGCCGGGCAGAGCCAUGAACCUGGGUGAUGGACUGAAGCUUGAAACUGAAGUGCUGGAUGGAAAGCCUAGGCUAAUUUUAUCUGCUUAUGAUAAAUCAAAGCCUGCUGUGAAGAUGGGUAACAAAGGCAGAGCAUCUAAACAGGCAUUGAGAAAGAGGCACACUGCGCAUGUUCUGAGGUCAACACAAAAUGCUUGUAUCAAGCAGGAAAACUUAACAAAACCAAGGAGUGAAUCAAGAUUAUCAAUAACAAAAGGUGAAAAACUGAAAGUCACUAAACACUUCUCAGAUGAAGCCACAACUAAAGACCACUCUUUGAUUUUCCAAAGAGGUAGCACAGACAGAUGCCCUGAUUCAGAGAAUCUUAAUGUUCUUAAAAAAAGCAAACAGAAACCUCAAAACCCGUGCGUGUCAACUGAAGACCUAAGUAGUUUGGUGUGUUUAACACAAGAACAGCUUCAGCAGAUUUUGAUGACUGUAAAAGAAGGAACUGGAAGCAUCUCUGAGACUAAUAAUGAGAAGGAAGAGGAAAUGGGUACUACUGAGGCAUCAGAGGAAAAUAUUGUAACAUUACUCCAAAAAGCUUGUAAGGUUUCAUCUGUUCCAGAUGAAGCCAGCUCUGAUUCAAGCAGGAAACAAGAAGCAGAUCCACAGCCAGGACAGAAAGUUACAAAGGAUUCUUGGAAACCUGCUGACAUGUUCACUGCAUUGGGUGAAAGAGAAAGGGAGAAAGCCUUGUUAGAAUUUAAGAAGACCCAAUGGAAGAAGGAAUUAGACGAACAGGUAGCACUGAAGAAGAAACUGAAAGAAGGUUUGGAAGAAGUGGGUAAUUUCUGGGAAAAACCUGGCAAUAAUAAAAUCCAUAAAGAGAAAGUAGAACCACCUGACCCAGAUAAGGAAGCUGUGCCACAGGAACAACCUUUUAGUGCUUUGAAGCAUGAGCAACAGAAGAAGUGGCUUGAAGAGUUGGACAAACAGAAGGAAGAAGCUAAGCUACAAAAAACAGAAGAAAAACUUGAUUUAUCAGAGGCUGAAGAGCAUGACAGAUGGGCAGUGCAUUUUGAUUCUUUAAAGAACCACCUUAAUGCUAGUGCAAAACACCCCUUAAAUGGAAUGUACAAAAAGCAGCCUGAAAGUCUUUGCCUGUCACCGGAUCCUAAGGAGCUGACUGCUGUUAUUCACCCUUCUUCACCUGCAGCUUCAGACAGUCUCCUGCCUUUAAAGGUGGGAAAUGCAGAAAAAGCUGCUAAAAGCAGUGCCUUGGAAUGCAAUCAGAAAGCCAGUUUCCUCCGUUCAAUGACAGCUCUCCUGGACCCUGCUCAGAUUGAAGAGAGAGACAGGUGGCGGCAGAAGCAGCUUGAACAUCAGAAAGCAAUAAUGGCUCAGGUAGAAGAAAACCGGAAGAAGAAACAACUGGAGGAAGAACAGAGAAAAUGGGAAGAACAAGAGGAUGAACUGCGCUUAGCACGAGAAAAAGAACAAAUGCAGAAACAGUUUGAAGAAGAUAUGCUGAAACAAAAACAAAAAGAGGAACUUGUGACUCUUAAGAGAAAUGAGCUCUAUCAGACAACGCAGAAAGCUCAAGAAUUAGCACAGAGAUUAAAACAAGAGCAGCGCAUUCAAGACUUGGCUCAGAAGGGACAUGACAUUUCAAAACUUCAGAAGAAUCUUGGUGCUGGUGGUACAGAAUUUGAAAAUUGUAAUACUGGUAUUUCACAUCAAAGUCAUAAUUUUUCUGAUGACAUUAAGAGUCACAUUGAUCAGCAGGCUUCUCCUCGGAAAGAUACUGCUGUACAGACAGAUUACUUUAACACUUCAGCAUACACUGAGUCAGCUGAGGAAAGAACUGUGUGUUGUGGAUCACCUGAUAUUUCCAUAGAAUAUAAAGAAACCUCUAACAGUAGAAAACACCAGAAGGAAACGCAGUAUAUAGAUAAAAAUUCAGGAAAAGAGACUGGUGGCAUUUACAGUGAUCUGUAUGAACAAUAUGCAAGAAAAGAAAGACAAAUUAAACCUUCAGAAAAAUACAACAAAAGACCUGACUGGAACAUAAACAAGCCUGGGAAAAGAUACAUUCCAGCAUCAGAAAGAUACCCUAAACAGCUACAGAAACAAAGGGAAGAAAACAAAGUAAGACGACAAAUGGAACUGCUUCAGCUGGUGGAAAGAAACAACCCAUGGAAUCUCUGCCCAAAAAAAGCAGACAGGUCAUCUUCACCUCACAGAGAAAUAAAUACAAGGACUAAGGGACACAGAGGCAGAAAGGAAGAACAAUUACAUAAGAAUCAUGUGAAUGAAGAAAGGUCUGAGUCACCACCUGCUCCAGGAGUUAAGAACCGAUUACACCAAAUGCAACAAAAACAGACACAGGUUUCUAAUUGCUUGGUGCAUAACAACAGUAGUAGAAGAGAGAAAAAUACCAAGCCAGAUCCCCAGCAGAGGAGCUCCUCUCCUCCCAUUACAGAAGCUGGAAGACCUCCCUCUUCGCAGUUUAUUCCAUAUGUUCGAACAAAUGAAGUGUAUUAUCUUGAUCCAGAUGCACCAGUGACUAGACCUUCAACACAUGACCCACAGUAUCGACAGUUCAAUGAUUCUUGCCAAAUGCCAAGGCAGAUUCUUAGCUCUGAUCAUGUGAGAGAUCCUCUUCUAAAUCCUGAUGCAGUUAGAGAGAGACAACAAGCAAUUCUCAAAGGAUUGUCAGAAUUACGACAGGGCCUUUUGCAAAAGCAGAAGGAGUUGGAGACUGCUCUGAUGCCCAGCAUGGCUCAGGAAGAGAACUUUAUUUCACCGUUUUGACAGAUCUCUGCAGAAGAUGCAUACCCUGAGUCUGUGGUAGUGGUUCCAUGACCUAAUGUGGUAAAUGCCACAGAACCUCCAGCCUAAGGAUCUUCCCUGCAGCUGCUGUUGGUAGCCACAGCCUGAACCUGAAGCCACCUCACAGCAGUGAAGGAAAGAGAGGCUCUCAGGGAUGUGCCCCCAUCAUGCAGGUGGCGAGACUCUGUGCUCUGCACUGCGGGUGGACAGCAGUUCUUCACAAGAGCCAUUGAGGUCUAUUGAUACAGGGGAGUUUUUAAUUUGAUAAUGCAUUUGCCAUGGUUGGUGGGAGGGUGACAGCUCCUACCCCAGCCUAGGACUGGAUUGUUCUUGAUUUAAACAAACCACACAACUGCUAA